CAUAGGAUUUAGUAAUAAAGCAUUAGAACUGAUAGCAGGUUCAUAUCCGAAUCUGAAGUAUCUCAAUCUGUGCAAUAAUCAGUUAGGUAGCUUUAGGAGCUUUCGUGCUCGAGAAGUAGAUUAUGGAGAGAUUACUGAACAUUCAAUUUGCGGUAUUAUUUGUUUCUCUCCAAAGCUCCAGCAUCUUGACAUUACCUUUUGUGAAAUUACUGAUAUAACAAUCAAAGAAAUUGCUAGAUCAUGUCUUAAUUUAAAAUAUCUUAAUCUGGAAGGGUGUGAUAAUAUUAGUAAAGAAGCUAUAGAUCAGCUAAAUCCAAAUACCCAU
Molecule: messenger RNA, 325 nt
Organism: Funneliformis geosporum
Lineage: Eukaryota; Fungi; Glomeromycota; Glomeromycetes; Glomerales; Glomeraceae
Source: the annotation of a GenBank genome assembly